Messenger RNA from Hansenula ciferrii, 1137 nucleotides. RefSeq names its product zinc-dependent alcohol dehydrogenase (gene ADH5). The record is from RefSeq and is a predicted model, not a curated record. NCBI's taxonomy places the organism in Eukaryota, Fungi, Ascomycota, Saccharomycetes, Phaffomycetales, Wickerhamomycetaceae. The transcript has a single exon. The coding region runs from base 1 to 1137 and encodes 378 amino acids. Gene Ontology annotation, molecular function: zinc ion binding; oxidoreductase activity.
AUGUUUAAAUUAGCUAUAAGAUCAACCAGAUUGGCCCCAAGAAGUACCUAUAUUUUUCGUUCAUUAGCAACGGCUUCUUCAACAUCACCAAAUAUCCCAGCAACUCAAAAGGCUAUUGUUUUCGAUCAACAUGGUGGUCCAUUACAAUACAAAGAUAUUCAAGUUCCAAAACCUGGUCCAAAUGAUAUCUUGGUGAAUAUUAAAUACACUGGUGUUUGUAAUUCAGAUUAUCAUAUUUGGAAAGGUGAUUGGGCUAUUAAACCUCAAUUACCAUUAAUUUUGGGUCAUGAAGGUGCAGGUGUUGUUGUUGCAAAAGGUGAAAAUGUUUCAAAUUUCCAAAUUGGUGAUCAUGCUGGUAUAAAAUGGGUUAAUUCAACUUGUCAAAGUUGUGAAUUUUGUCAAGAAUCUCAUGAAUCAAGUUGUCCAUCACAAACAAAUUCAGGGUUUAGCGUUCAAGGAACAUAUCAACAAUAUUGUUUAGCUAAUGCUGAUCAAGCUGCUCAUAUUCCAAAAGAUGUUGACCUUGCUAAAGCUGCUCCAUUAUUAUGUGCUGGUUUAACAGUUUAUAAAGCUUUAAGAAAUGCAAAUAUUCGUGCUGGUCAAACUGUUGCAAUCAUUGGUGCCGGUGGUGGAUUAGGCUCUUUAGCUGUUCAAUAUGGUGUUGCCAUGGGAUAUAGAGUGAUUGGUAUCGAUGCUUCAAAUAAAAAAGAACAUGUCUUGAGUAAAGGUGCUGAUGCAUUUGUUGAUUUUAGCUCCAAAGUUGGUGUUCCUGAACAAGUUUUAGAACUAACUGAAGGAAAAGGUCCACAUGCUGUUAUUAAUGUUUCAAAUUCUGUUCAAGCAUAUAAUGAAGCAAUUACAUACGUUAGACCAACAGGUACUGUGAUCCUUGUUGGUCUACCACAAGGUGGUGCUAAAUUAGAAUCUGAUAUUGUUAUGCAAACUUUAAGAGCUGUUAAUAUCAAAGGUUCUGUUGUUGGUAAUAGAGCUGAUACUAGGGAAGCUUUAGAAUUUUUCAGAAGAGGUAAAGUUGAUUCACCAGUCAAGAUUGUUGGAUUAAGUGAAGCACCUGAUGUCUUUAAGUUGAUGGAAGAUCGUAAAAUUAUGGGACGUUAUGUUCUUGAUACAUCAAAAUGA